This is a messenger RNA of Olea europaea var. sylvestris, 1005 nucleotides long. RefSeq lists its product as uncharacterized. The record is from RefSeq and is a predicted model, not a curated record. The transcript is spliced from 2 exons. Bases 1 to 1005 code for a protein of 334 amino acids. NCBI's taxonomy places the organism in Eukaryota, Viridiplantae, Streptophyta, Magnoliopsida, Lamiales, Oleaceae.
AUGAACUUACAGGUUGCACCUGAUGCGGUAAUGUGCAAGGCAUUCUCCCAAACCCUCACAAACGCAGCUAGAGAUUGGUUUUCCACAUUGGAACCGAACUCUAUCGUCUCCUUCUCAGAUUUGGCCAAUAAGUUCUCCGCUUUCUUUGCGAGCAGCAAGCGAAUCAGAAAGACAGCUGCAUCACUCAUGCAAAUGCGUCAAGGACCCAAUGAAACACUGCGCAGUUUCAUGACCAGGUUCAAUAAAGAAAGGCUUCAGAUCCCCGAUCUACAUAUUACUGCUGCAGUCUCGGCCCUGACAUACGCUAUUAAGUGCGAAGCAUUCAAGAUGUCCUUGUCUAAGACCUCAUCGAAGUCAGUCACCAAGCUACUCACACGAGCUGAGAAGUACAUCAAUAUGGAGGAAACCAUGGCCCCAAAAAGAGAAGUUUCCUCAUCAGGAAGGUUAGAUCAAAAAAAGCCGCAUGAGUCUAGCUUGAGACAAGAUACACCUAGGGUCAAGCCAAGGAAGGACCCACCCUCAACAUUGGAGUCUCCCCCCGAUACUCGUGACAAGAAUAAGUACUGUGAUUUCCAUAGAGAUCACGGGCAUACAACGGAAGACUGUUUGGCCUUAAAGCGGGAAAUUGAAGCUCUUAUAAAAAGGAGAUUUCUGAGCUCUUACAUUAGCAAUGACAAGCGCCCGAGGAAUAAUCAAAAUGGAGGCAAAGGCCCAGAGGGUCGGGAAAACAAGCAACCAACUACAGGUACUAUCAAUAUUAUUGUCGGAGGAACAGCCUCAGGAGGAGAUUCUAGCAGCGGGCGUAAACAGUAUGCCAUGCAGCCUCCAAUCAUCUCAAGACUAGAUUUUGGCCAUACAGAGGACAUCACUUUUGGAACGGAGGACUUGGAAGGCAUAGCAUUCUCUUAUGAUGAUGCUCUGGUCAUAUCGGCCAUCAUCGCCAACUUUGAAGUCAAGAGAGUUCUGGUAGAUAACGAAAAGUGCAGUAAACGUACUAUCUCAUGA